UACAAAUUGUAACACAGUUGCCUAUCGUAAAUAUUGUACAUUCCUCUAGGCUAGUGUUUAACUUAGCAACUUUAAGGACUUCAACUCCCAGAAUUCCCCAGCCAACAGGCCUUAAGAACAGUGUGAACAGACUUCAGAAUUCCCACGCUGGCUUGGGAAUUCUGGGAGUCAAACCCCAUCAUAAAAGUUGCAGAGGUUCAGAAACACUGACUGAAGAACCUGGAAUAAUUACCAAGUGUCUGUUUUUCCAGAAUGCCCUGCUUUAGUGUGACAUGCUGGAUUGGGAAUUCUAGCAAUUAAAGUCUUAUAACAUCCUAAAGUUUGAAAAACACUGAUUUAAAAUAUUCCAGGUAAGGCUGGAGAGGACAGAGGGAUUUGUGAUGCUUCAUAUUUACAGUUUGAUUUAUAUACAGCGUAAGAUGGCCAAGUGCAGUAAAAUACUGAUUUUUUAGUAUAUUCACUGCAAAGAGCAAUUUGGAGCAUGUGUGAAAUCAGCAAGGACCUCUCUAUUUUUCUAUCUCUAUAGCUUCCUCCAAAGAGGAACAAGAGGACGAAUUGCGCCUGCGCGCCAAUCGGCGGACAAACUGCGCCUGCGCCGUUGCUUCAGCGGACAUCCGCUCUACCCGCCUGCAACUCUUUGGUGCAAAAAAACUCGAUGGUUUCCCGUUUUUAAAAGAACGAGAGCGCGAAAAGAAAAGAAAUCGGGGGGGAAAAAAGUCGCCGCCGGCCUUUGGAAAAAAAUGCCGAAACCGCCGCAGGAAGGCCCGAAUCCUUUAUUUACGCGAUGGCUGGAGGAAUGGCGCAACCAGGCUGCGGAGAACGGACGCCUCAAGAGCCAACGCGCUUAUGAACGCGCCCUAAGCUCCCUCCGCAAAUAUCCCCUUCCUCUGCGCAGUGGCCGUGAGGCUCGGAUCCUCAUGUAUUUCGGGGAGAAGAUCUGCCGUCAGCUGGAUGAACAGCUGGAGAGACACCGCAGCACCCAGGACGGUACAGCACUAGAAGGGGAGAGUCCUGUGCUCCCUGCAGGUGGGGCCGUCCCGGCAUCUUCUUGCAAAAGCUGGGAAGGCGUUGAUGAUCCAACGUCCAGCUAUAGGCCAGUGCUGCCACCUGCCCUGUCUUCCCGGGAGCCAGUCCAACGUCAAGAGCAAUGCUCAAAGAAAAAGCAGACUGUGCCCACGGCAUCGGCCCCGGGGUUACAUGCCCACUCGGCGAUCUCCAGCGUAUGCUGUACUGUUGGCACUCUACACAACACCAAGAAACCUGAGUCCCGGGGCUAUCUGAGCAAACCAGAACUGCAAAAAACUGCACAGCCUCUGUGUGAUAGAUCUUUUUUUCUGGCCGAUCCUGGAAGUAAGAACAGCGCCUGGUCUGCUGUCAGCACUCUGAUUCGCAAGGAGCUAGUCCUCAAGACUAACAUUCCAGCCAGAUAUUCUCUGACCGAAGCGGGACUGACUGUAGCCCGGGAGUUGUGGGCCUCCGAAGAACCGAAGGAAAACAAUUCCAGCACCCCAAAACCCCCAGCGCCCCAAAGUGGAGAAACCGUCGUGCUUUUGGAGGAAAACAACGGAAGCUCAUCGGAGUGUGAAAAUUCGGACAGCAGCCUCGCCAACAAAUACAGAUCGCGCUGCGAAGGGCCUAACCCUGACUUGUCGAAACCCCAGUUUGUUCUGCAUCCUGGGCACUUUGAGGUGAUCCUCUGCGUGGAUUUCAUCGAGACCACGGGCGGCCCCGCGUCCCGUAAACAGGAGCUGGUGCGCGAACUUCAACGUCACAACGUCCCGUUUAGCAUCCGGAAGCUCCACGUCGGUGAUUUCCUCUGGGUGGCCAGAGAGAGGGGUCCCUGCGGAGCAGAGGAGCUGCCGCCAACCACGGUUCGCGAGCUGGUUUUGGACUACGUGGUCGAACGGAAACGGAUGCCGGAUUUAUGUGGUAGCAUCAUUGACGGUCGCUUUCGGGAACAAAAGUUCCGCCUGCGACAGUGCGGCCUUUCCCAUCCCAUCUACCUGGUAGAAGAUGCGAAUUCCGCGCAGCACCUGAGCCUCCCCGAAAAGACUCUGCAACAAGCCAUUGUCAAUACUCAGGUGAUAGAUGGCUUCUUUGUCAAACGUACCGGUGACGUUCGGGAAUCUGCUGCCUAUCUGACCAUCAUGACCCGUCAUUUGAGCAGACAGUAUGGGGACAAAACGCUUUUGAGCUGUACCAAGCAGGAACUGGAGGACGAGCGCCCCCUGCAGCCCAGGGAGGGUACCUGCAGGCUUCUGACAUUUGCUGAAUUUAACGAAGGAGCUAUAAAGAACAAGGCCCAGACGGUGUACGAAGUCUUCGCGAGGCAGUUAAUGCAGGUCAGCGGCCUCAGCGGAGAAAAGGCGGCUGCCAUUUUGGAAAAAUACAAAACACCCGACAGCCUGAUGGGGGCUUACGCUGCGUGUCCAGAUGCAGAAACCCAAGAGCAUCUUCUGAGUACCAUCAAGUGUGGCCAGCUGCAGAGAAAUCUGGGCCCUUCCCUUAGCAAGACCUUGGCUCAGCUGUACUGCACCCCUGGACCGCUGCCUUGAACACUGGAGAGGCUGUGAGAAGUGUGCAUUGUGCGUGUUUGUGUGUCAGGGUGUGUUUGGGAGAAAAAUAAAAUAAUGGCAUUUACUGUGCUGUCGAUGAAGAGAAAGAUUUCCCACAAUUUGUCACCGUUUGGUAAAACAGGAAAGGCGUGUGCAUCCACAAUACUUGGCAAGUUGUUUUUCCCAGCUUGCACUUUCUUGCACAACCAGGGAGGGAAGAGUUUUUCCAUCUCUGACACACACACACACACACACACACAGAGCUGCCUACCUCUGUCCUGUUGGAUUGAAGAACCGAAGAAAAUAUAUGACCUCACACGUUAACAAAAUCCUAAUUGUCUUAAUACUCCAAUAAAGUUUCUAAUGGUUUUUAACAAGACUUGUCACUUUUCUCCCUUCCAUUCCCCUUUCCUUCCUUCCUUCCUUCCUUCCUCCCUUCCUCCCUCU
Thamnophis elegans (Western terrestrial garter snake) is the source of this 3002-nucleotide messenger RNA. It is a transcript of the gene MUS81, whose product is annotated as MUS81 structure-specific endonuclease subunit. Gene Ontology annotation, cellular component: nucleus; Holliday junction resolvase complex. Gene Ontology annotation, molecular function: 3'-flap endonuclease activity; DNA binding; crossover junction DNA endonuclease activity. The record is from RefSeq and is a predicted model, not a curated record. NCBI's taxonomy places the organism in Eukaryota, Metazoa, Chordata, Lepidosauria, Squamata, Natricidae. Gene Ontology annotation, biological process: double-strand break repair via break-induced replication; mitotic intra-S DNA damage checkpoint signaling; DNA catabolic process.